AUCGAUGAAUCGAAUAGAAAAUAGAAUCGAUAGUGGAGGUAAAAAAACGAAUGUCCUCUGAAUGGGAGGCGGAGCGUUGUAAUAAACAGAGUAUGAGGUGUGUUAACCAACAGCAACGAGUAUAGAUAAAAGAGCAAUUGAAUAGAGCGAGACAGCGAUGGGGUUCUUGAAAUCAUAAAUACGGAUAUGAUACAUGUUAUGUAUGUAUAUGAAUUUGUAAUAAAAGCAAGUGAGGGCGAAAAACGAGAAGAGAGGGAGAAACAAGGACAACCAGAGAAAUACAGAUUGUCAAGUGCAGGCACAGUCAGGAGUUGAGCCAGGAGUCAGGUUUUACCGCGUCGUGUACGCAGAAUCACACCACACAUCACACAUCACAUACAAUACAAUCAAAUGUAAACGUAUAAUAUAUAAAUAUAUAUAAUAUUCUUCCACUUGAAGCUGGUGAUGCCAAUAUCCGCCAUAACGUUGAGAAGUACGUAACGCCAUAACGAAGCGCUCGAGUGAGAGCAGACAGCAACGCGGGAUAAACAUUUGUUCAGUGAUUAAAUAUACGGUGAUGCUGUUGCUCUAAUCAAUCUAGUUUAAAUAUAUUUUGUUAUACUUGGUAUUUAUUACCAGUGGAUUUUUUGUUUAAUAAUAGUACUUAUUAUUUUACAUCGUUAUCUUUGUUAAUUGAACUGAAAAAAAAUCUCAACGAAAAUUAAAACAAAUAUAUUGAAUAUUGAAAAAUGGAUGAUGACGAAGGAACAUCAAGCUCCGGACCAAUGUCAUCCUUAAACAGUCUAUUUUCUUUCACCAGUCCUGCGGUUAAAAAACUUCUAGGUUGGAAGCAGGGCGACGAGGAAGAAAAAUGGGCUGAGAAAGCCGUUGAUUCGCUGGUUAAAAAAUUGAAAAAAAGAAAAGGCGCUAUCGAAGAUUUGGAGCACGCUCUUAGUUGUCCAGGUACACCGAGCAAGUGUGUUACGAUCCCGCGGAGUCUUGAUGGGCGACUUCAGGUGUCGCACCGUAAAGGCUUGCCACACGUUAUCUAUUGUCGAGUGUGGAGGUGGCCUGAUUUGCAGUCACAUCACGAGCUAAAACCCCUGGAGUUGUGCCAAUAUCCGUUUUCAGCCAAGCAGAAAGAAGUUUGCAUCAACCCUUACCAUUACAAACGCGUUGAGAGUCCUGUGUUACCACCGGUACUCGUGCCAAGACACUCAGAAUAUGCACCAGGGCACUCGUUGCUGCCUUUUGCCCAGAUCCAAGACACGACGAUGCCACACAAUGUCUCUUACUCAACUAGUGGAUUCAAUGCAGGGCCUACUGGAGGCUCGAAUAUAAAUCCCACGUCGCCCAUGUCCUCAAUAAGCUCGGUACCAAGUCCCGGGAGCACUUCAAAUAAUCCCCAGAGUCCGUACGGCACAAACGGCUUACCAGAAACACCGCCACCAGCUUACUCGCCGCCAGACGAUGGAUCACAAACUGUACAAUCUCCGCCACCUGAUCCCGCGGCCAUGGACACCACCGGUGCGGCAGAAGUCGAUCCGGUAUGCUAUCAGGAACCACCUUACUGGGCAUCGAUCGCUUACUACGAGUUGAACUGUCGCGUUGGUGAAGUCUUUCACUGCCAGUCUCAUUCUGUGAUCGUUGACGGAUUCACAAACCCCAGUAACAACUCGGACCGCUUUUGCCUCGGACAGCUGUCAAACGUAAAUCGAAAUUCUACGAUAGAGAACACAAGAAGACAUAUUGGUAAAGGCGUUCAUUUAUACUAUGUUGGUGGCGAGGUAUACGCUGAAUGUUUGUCGGACUCGGCGAUUUUCGUACAAUCUAGAAAUUGUAAUCAUCAUCAUGGCUUUCAUCCUAGUACGGUAUGCAAGAUACCACCCGGAUGUUCACUCAAAAUUUUUAACAAUGCUGAAUUUGCACAAUUACUCUCUCAGAGUGUUAAUCAUGGAUUCGAAGCUGUCUACGAGCUUACCAAGAUGUGUACUAUAAGAAUGUCAUUUGUCAAAGGCUGGGGUGCUGAAUAUCAUCGACAAGAUGUAACAUCUACACCCUGUUGGAUUGAGGCUCAUUUACAUGGGCCGUUGCAGUGGCUGGACAAAGUUCUAACUCAAAUGGGAUCGCCUCAUAACGCCAUAAGUUCAGUGUCCUAAAUAAUUAUAAUAAUCAGUUAUUAUACUUUCUUGGUUUUGUUUUUUUUUUUUUUUUUUUAUUUUAUGAUAAAGAAGAACCCUCUUCGUAAUACAAACUAUAAUUUCAGUAGAAAAUGAGACUCACUGUCAAAAACAAUAAUUACUGAGUGUGGUUGGUCUUAUUUUUUUAAAUAUUCUCAUAUUUAAAAGAUAUUACUUUAUCGAUUAUUUUAAAUAUAAUGAAAGAUAAUUAUCUUUUUUUUUAUAAUGACACUAUCAUUAUGACAUUUUAAAGUUUUAAUAAGUGCAAACAUAGAAUUACCGGUGAUUAAAUAAUAUUUACCGAUAUUAUAAUUAAUAAUUACAAUAUUAUAUAUAAAUACAGAUAUACAAUCAACUUAAAAUGUAAAGAUAAUGGAUAUAAUAGACGUAUGCUCCAUUGCUAAAUACAUUGAACUGAGAAGCCUUAUAAAUCAUUGAGUUAUUAAUUAACGUAAAAAAUGAUAAUAUUCUUUACUACAAUAUAUAUUAAUCAUAGAAAAAAAAUGUUAAAUAUUUUAUAAACAACUUGAUCAGCAUAACGUUUUGUAUUUUAUAUAAACGUUAUGAGAGAUUUAUGUGCAAUUUUAAAAAGGUUACUGUCAAUUUUAUAAUUAAUAAAUGCUAUUGCUAUUUUAUACAUUAUUAUAACCAGCAUUCAAGUAAGACUGGUGCUAAAAGAAAGUGUUUCAAAUGAAAGUAUUAAGAUGUAUUGACGACCAGCGGAAAGCAAAUUAAUUAUGGUUAUCAAAGAUACUUUCUAAAUCAUGUUUUUCCAAUAUUUAUUAUUAUUUUAUCAUGAUUUAUGACUGUAUUAAUAAUUGUUUAUUAUUUUUGUUCGCGCUAUUUUAUAUAUUAAUUUGUGAAUAUGUUUUUUUAUUUUAUUUAUAAAAAAAAAGUUUUAUAAAGUGUUAAUCAUUACAUAAAAUUGCUUUCCGCAUCGGCUGUCUGGGAAACUUUUUGAGCCUUAUUAAAUAUGCCUACAGAUUAACUUGACAAUAUUAAUAUGAGUCUCUGAGAAGCAUUAUUCAUUAUACUUUAUUGAUAGAUUUAAAAAAAAAAAAUAAAUUAAAUUCGCUGUAAUUAAAAAUGAAAUAAAAACUUCUGAAUAUUGUCUAUUGUCUAUAAAAUAAUAAAAUAUAAAUUUUUUGUAUAAUAAAAGAUAAAACAAUGCAAGAUAUAAACAGACGCCGAUCUCAUAAGAGUUUAACUUUAAACUGCGUCUGAUAAAUAGAGAUAAUGAUUGAAUAAAUAUAAACUAAUUUGUUUUAUAGUUAGCUUUGAAACUGUUUACCGUAAACUAUUUUAAUAUACGGAACAUUCUUUAUUGUAAACAUUGUCUAUUGAUUAUGACUGUUUAUCUUUAUACGUCACAAUUAAAAUUAAUAUAACGUCAAGCCAGAAAAUAAAUAAGCAAAAAAUAAUAAUUACAAAUAAUAAAAGACAAAAUUUUUUAUAGUUUUAAGUGGCAGUUGAUUCUCGUGGGUGUCUACAAGUGAUGUAAAAUGACGAAGCCCAAGCCUAAUAUUUUAAAAUUUUAAUAUUAAGUAUAGUUAUAGAAAAAUUGAAAUUAAAAUAGAUUUAUAUAUGUACAAAUAAAUCAAGUGCCACUGUCGAUUAAAAUGUAAAUCACUACAUUGAAUUUUAAAAUCGCUAAAAUUAUAGCUUCGAUUGUUGAAACGAAUUAUUAAUAUAAAGAGUGCUGAUAUAAAUAAAUAAAUUAUACAAUAAGAUUAUAUAAAUUUAUAUUUAUAGAUAUAUUAUUAGCUGAAAAAAUUGGUGCCUGAAAUCGAUGGAGAUUAUAAAAUUGCGUUUUCUUGCUUGUUGUAAUUGCUUGUACUGCAUUUUUCUGACAGCAACUCCAGAUUCUUG
This is a messenger RNA of Cotesia glomerata, 4028 nucleotides long. It is a transcript of the gene Mad, whose product is annotated as protein mothers against dpp. The record is from RefSeq and is a predicted model, not a curated record. Gene Ontology annotation, molecular function: DNA-binding transcription factor activity, RNA polymerase II-specific; I-SMAD binding; RNA polymerase II cis-regulatory region sequence-specific DNA binding. Gene Ontology annotation, biological process: regulation of transcription by RNA polymerase II; BMP signaling pathway; transforming growth factor beta receptor signaling pathway. Lineage: Eukaryota; Metazoa; Arthropoda; Insecta; Hymenoptera; Braconidae. The coding region runs from base 729 to 2138 and encodes 469 amino acids. Gene Ontology annotation, cellular component: heteromeric SMAD protein complex. The transcript is spliced from 3 exons.